CCGAGGAGGAGGUGUUCCUGGUAGCCAUCUUGGAUGUGCGGGCUGAUUGUUUAGCGAGAAGAACUGACAGUUUUGGGAGAAAUAGUCUUUUCACUUCAUCGUCGAGGACUUAUCGCAGUGGGAAGACCAAGGAAGAAAAUCGUAACCCGGACACAUGCAGUGGAAGAAGGUAUGAAGACAUCAUCUUAGUCGACGUCUUAGUCAUCAGUGGCUGGCAUGGCUGAUAAAAGGAAACUACAAGGUGAAAUAGAUCGAUGUCUGAAGAAAGUAGCGGAAGGAGUGGAACAGUUUGAAGACAUCUGGCAAAAGCUUCACAAUGCGGCCAACGCCAACCAGAAGGAGAAGUAUGAAGCCGACCUCAAGAAGGAGAUUAAAAAGCUGCAGCGUCUUCGAGACCAGAUCAAGACGUGGGUGGCGUCCAACGAGAUCAAAGACAAACGGCAGCUGGUGGAGAACCGUAAACUCAUAGAAACUCAAAUGGAGCGUUUCAAGAUUGUGGAAAGAGAGACCAAGACCAAAGCCUACUCCAAAGAGGGUCUGGGUCUGGCCCAGAAGGUGGACCCGGCGCAGAGGGAGAAGGAGGAGGUCGGCACGUGGCUAACGAACACGAUAGACACGCUGAACAUGCAGGUGGACCAGUUUGAGAGCGAGGUGGAGUCGCUGUCUGUCCAGACAAGAAAGAAGAAAGGAGACAAGGAGAAGCAGGACCGGAUCGAGGAGUUGAAGAAGUUCAUCGAGAAGCAUCGGCACCACAUCCGGAUGCUGGAGACCAUACUGAGGAUGCUGGACAACGACUCCGUGCAGGUGGACGCCAUCAGGAAGAUCAAGGAUGACGUGGAGUACUACCUGGACUCGUCGCAGGAUCCAGACUUUGAGGAGAACGAGUUUCUGUACGACGACCUUGACCUGGAGGACAUCUGUAAGGAGACGCUCCAUGUCGUGCGUGUAUCUCACAGGAUGGUCCCACCUAUGACCCCCGCCCUCUCUGUGUCCACUGCAGCGCCGUCGCUGGUCGCCACCUCCCCGCCGGGACACUUGCACUUGGAGGACGAGAUCUUCCAACACUCCAGCAGCACGCCCACCUCCACCACCUCAUCCUCACCCAUCCCCCCCUCGCCCGCCACUUGUACCACGGAGAACUCUGAAGACGACAAGAAGCGAGGACGCUCAACGGACAGUGAAGUUAGUCAGUCCCCUGUGAAAAACGGGAACCCCUCAUCGUCGUCAUGCUCUUCAUCCUCAUCAUCAUCCUCCUCCUCAUCUGUCUCGGGACUGACCUCGUCAUCGUUGGUCUCCAUGGCGACCAUCGCCGGUGGAGGCAGCACGACAGCUGGCAGCUACAGUAACGCCACCCAGCAGCAGUUGCAGGCGGCGCACCAACAACAGGCCAAAACCCCCCUUGGCUCCUCCCCCUUGGCGCCUGUCACCAAUCCCGGCAGCUCAGUCAACAGCUACCCCGCCCCUUCCGCCUCGUCUCCCCCCAACAGCGGCACAAUGGGGUUCUUCGCAUCCAACUCGCAGCCUCUGGCACCCUUGCGGGCCACGCCCACAUCCAACAGCCUGGGCCUGAGUCUGUCACUGGCAAAAGGCGCCGUCUCCGGUUCCACCAGCCCGAUGUCCGCGGGCCUCGGCCUGUCAGGGAUGCCGGCGUCCCUGAGCUCCAUGACAAACCUUCUGUCCAACCCCCCCCCGGCACCCUACGCUCAGGCAGCCGCGUCGGCCGCCGUGGGCUCCAGCCUGCUGGGCUCUCUGAGCGGCAUCAGCACGCUAAGCAGCAGCGGAGUGGGGGGUUCUGUCGGCACCGGAAGCAUCACGGUCGGCGGGCCGAUAUCCUCCGCAAGUCGUCUGCUGGGUUCGGCGUCGGGUUCAGGGAUUCUGGGUUUGGUUUCCAGCCAGUCUGGGGUUCAGGGGUCCUCACUGGUGGCACAGAGCCCGGCAGGUUUAACACCGGGUUGCGGCGUGGGUGUCAUCGGGAGCAACGGGGGCAGCUCAGGACCCGUUGGCAGCGCUGGACUUUCUGUCAGACCGCCCAGCCGACAGAAGCAGAACGGAAGCAGCAGUUACAGCGCCGUGCUAGCAGACAGCGCCACAGACUCCUCCCCCAGCGCCAGCCAAUCACAAAGCUGCCAAACCUCAACAACCAAUCAGCUUAAGGACACUGGCCCCAGUUUACUGGGGUCCUUGACCUUGUCGUCCAGCUCGCUGUCUCCGGCCUCCUACAGCGAGGCCAAGAUGGUGAACAGCGUUGGCGGUCUGCUCAAUGGGCCGCUGUCCUACCCCUCAGACAGCAUGAAGCCGCAGGAGCCCCUCGGCAGCCUGAAGUCCAUGGCCGAGCGAGCAGCACUCAGCUCAGGCAUGGACGGAGACAUGCCCCCCCUGCACCUCGCCACGGAUAUCUUCCCCGGCACGACGGCUUCCUCGGGCCCCCCCUCUGCCUCGCAGCCCUCCCUGACGGAGGUCAGCAUCCCCCCCUCGCUGGGCGUGUGUCCUCUGGGGCCGGCCCCCCUGUCCAAAGAGCAGCUGUACCAGCAAGCCAUGGAGGAGGCCGUGUGGACGCACAUGCCCCACCCGUCUGACUCGGAGAGGAUCAGGCAGUACCUCAUGAGGAACCCCUGCCCCACCCUGCCUUUCCACCACCAGAUGCCACCGCCCCACUCGGACACGGUGGAGUUCUACCAGAGGCUUUCCACGGAAACCCUCUUCUUUAUCUUCUACUACCUGGAGGUGGGCGGGGCCAGAGCACUGAUGCAUAAUAAUGACGAUGGUGAUGAUAGGCACCAAGGCUCAGUACCUGGCAGCCAAAGCCCUGAAGAAGCAGUCAUGGAGGUUCCACACCAAAUACAUGAUGUGGUUCCAGAGGCACGAGGAGCCCAAAACCAUCACGGACGAGUUUGAACAGGGAACCUACAUCUACUUUGACUAUGAGAAGUGGGGCCAGCGCAAGAAGGAAGGCUUCACCUUUGAGUACCGCUACCUGGAGGACCGUGACCUCCAGUGACGAGCGGGUGCUCCAUCUUCAACCUGGCGUUCCCGGAUUGGAGCUCACCGUGUUGGGCCAAGGGGAUGCUCCGACCCGCCCCUGUUUGCACCUCCAUCCCUUUUUCUUGUGUCCUUUAGUUAAGAAGCCCAGUUCUGCUUUUGUUCCGGAACACCAAAGAUGAUUGGCUGUCCAAGCGUGCAGGCCCCGCCCCCUGCUGUUUCUGAACAAGCUGGGGCUCCAGGCUCCAGGGUUUGUCUCGCCACCUGUCAAACCGCCUUGACCCGACAGGACUGUUUCCUCCUCCGUGUCCCUUCCUGCUCCUGUGACGGUCGCCAUGGAGACGUCCCAUUUAUUCGUGGCCUGCCAUGAGAAUGUUCUCUGAGCUACUUGAGAAGAAUGUCCUCUUCACAGGAUGUGUGCGCGUGUCCUUUCAUCCAAACAAAGUGUGACUCCACCUCCCACCGGCCUUGCCCCUCCUCCUCCUGCCGGCCACACCCUCUCGAGGCUCAGGGUCCCGCUCGGCUCCUCGCCGCCCCCCCGUCCUCUUUAACGCCAGGUUUCCUUCACGUCUCAGGAAGUGUUUGAUGGUGGCCCUUCUAAUUUCACUCGAGGCUUUUUUAAAACCUCAACUUUUAUCCUCCAAUGUUUGGAGAGACCAUCUUUAGAUUUCAUAUUUUCUAUUUUGUUAAGAGUGUAUAUUUUUUGGUUUUAGCCUCGGAGCAAACGGAGGAAGCGUCUUCUUUUAAGGAGCGCCUGACUGACUUUUAACCUUUUGUUGACCUCGCUGACGAUGCGGCAGGAAGCAGAAGAGGUGGGCGAGCUCAGCCUCUCCUUCCUUUCGCCGCUUUCUUUUUGUUAUUGGGACAGCACGGAAAAGCAAAUGAUGACAUAACCAUCAAUAAAGGAUUGUAAAAUAUGAAUAAAAGAACUACUUUUCACAAAA
Messenger RNA from Dunckerocampus dactyliophorus (ringed pipefish), 3923 nucleotides. RefSeq names its product CCR4-NOT transcription complex subunit 3-like. Gene Ontology annotation, cellular component: nucleus; P-body; CCR4-NOT core complex. NCBI's taxonomy places the organism in Eukaryota, Metazoa, Chordata, Actinopteri, Syngnathiformes, Syngnathidae. The record is from RefSeq and is a predicted model, not a curated record. Gene Ontology annotation, biological process: regulation of DNA-templated transcription; nuclear-transcribed mRNA poly(A) tail shortening; regulation of stem cell population maintenance. The transcript has 18 exons. Bases 217 to 2895 code for a protein of 892 amino acids.